Chanos chanos (milkfish) is the source of this 2140-nucleotide messenger RNA. It is a transcript of the gene prkci, whose product is annotated as protein kinase C, iota. The record is from RefSeq and is a predicted model, not a curated record. The coding region runs from base 147 to 1925 and encodes 592 amino acids. Gene Ontology annotation, molecular function: ATP binding; protein binding; diacylglycerol-dependent serine/threonine kinase activity. The transcript is spliced from 18 exons. Gene Ontology annotation, biological process: protein phosphorylation. Lineage: Eukaryota; Metazoa; Chordata; Actinopteri; Gonorynchiformes; Chanidae.
AUAUUAUUUUCGAAUGAGUUAGAGGAAUAUUUUACUUAUCGAAACACUCACACUAAAAGGCACAGAGGUUGCCAGACAUAGUUGUUCGGUUAGCUAGCUAACGUUAGCUUUACUAACGUUAGUGGAGACUGAAUCACAGAGGGCUUAUGAUGCCUACGUUGCGGGACAGUACCAUGUCCCACCCCGGCGAUAACCCUCACCAGGUCCGGGUGAAAGCUUACUACAGAGGGGACAUCAUGAUCACACACUUUGAGCCAUCCAUCUCUUAUGAGGGACUCUACAGUGAGGUCCGAGACAUGUGCUCCAUGGACAACGAUCAGCUCUUCACCAUGAAGUGGAUCGACGAAGAAGGAGAUCCAUGCACAGUGUCCUCUCAGAUGGAACUGGAGGAAGCUUUGCGCCUCUAUGAACUCAACAAAGACUCAGAGCUCAUUAUUCAUGUGUUUCCCUGUGUUCCUGAGAAACCAGGCAUGCCUUGUCCUGGAGAAGACAAGUCCAUAUACCGACGUGGAGCUCGGCGCUGGAGGAAGCUUUACUAUGCAAACGGACACGCUUUCCAGGCAAAGCGCUUCAACAGGCGUGCUCAUUGUGCCAUCUGCACUGACCGAAUCUGGGGCCUCGGUCGUCAGGGCUACAAAUGCAUCAACUGCAAACUGCUGGUUCACAAAAGAUGCCACAAACUGGUUACAGUGGAGUGUGGCAGGCAGAUGAUACAGGAGCCAAUCAUGCCACGACUCGACCAGGUACCCACUCCAUCAGAUCACCCUGAGCCAGGUACUGUACACAGCUUUCCCCAAAACUCCAUCGAGAGUCUCAAUCAUGAGGGAGAUGAGAAAGAGGCUAUGAGCAGCAGAGAGUCUGGGAAGGUGGCUUCCAGUCUUGGCCUUAAGGACUUUGACCUACUGAGGGUCAUCGGCAGGGGAAGCUACGCCAAAGUUCUGCUGGUCCGGCUCAAGAAGACGGAUCGCAUCUACGCCAUGAAGGUGGUGAAGAAGGAGCUGGUCAAUGACGAUGAGGAUAUCGACUGGGUCCAAACAGAAAAACAUGUUUUUGAGCAGGCUUCUAAUCAUCCGUUCCUGGUGGGGCUUCACUCCUGCUUCCAGACGGAGAGCAGGCUUUUCUUUGUAAUUGAAUAUGUGAAUGGGGGAGACCUGAUGUUCCACAUGCAAAGGCAGAGGAAACUUCCAGAAGAACAUGCAAGAUUUUACUCAGCUGAAAUCAGCCUGGCCUUAAAUUACCUCCACGAACGAGGCAUCAUCUACAGAGACCUGAAACUGGACAACGUGCUGCUUGAUUCAGAGGGCCACAUCAAACUCACAGAUUAUGGCAUGUGCAAGGAGGGACUGAGACCAGGAGACACAACCAGUACUUUCUGUGGAACACCCAAUUACAUUGCUCCUGAGAUUCUAAGAGGAGAGGACUACGGCUUCAGUGUCGAUUGGUGGGCACUGGGUGUCCUCAUGUUUGAGAUGAUGGCAGGAAGGUCUCCGUUUGACAUAGUUGGCAGCUCUGAUAACCCUGAUCAGAACACAGAGGACUACCUCUUCCAAGUAAUAUUGGAAAAGCAAAUCAGAAUUCCCAGAUCACUUUCAGUGAAAGCUGCUAGCGUCCUGAAAGGAUUCUUAAACAAGGACCCAAAGGAACGUCUGGGUUGUCAUCCGCAGACAGGCUUUGCUGACAUCAUGGGCCAUCCAUUCUUCCGAAAUGUCGACUGGGACCUUAUGGAGCAGAAGCAGGUGGUUCCACCAUUCAAGCCCAAUAUUUCUGGCGAGUUUGGACUAGAUAACUUUGAUGCCCAAUUCACCAGUGAACCCAUCCAGCUGACUCCAGACGAUGAUGAUGCCGUAAAGAAGAUUGACCAAUCAGAGUUUGAAGGAUUUGAGUACAUCAACCCUCUCCUGAUGUCUGCAGAGGAAUGUGUGUAGACGCUUCGCUUGCCUCCAUCGUCACUACCAUCUCAGAAUUGCCUUUUGUUCAGCAGUGCAUGGUCACAAGCACACAAACAAACAAACAAACAAAGAGAAACACCCAGGAGAGAUCCUUGUUCUUUUCAGGAGGUUGCUGUGCUCCAAGAUUCUGAGUUGCCAAACUGUUCUUACACUCUGCCAUUCAUGACCACUAGUCCUUAAUGCUAUUUGUU